This is a messenger RNA of Caenorhabditis elegans, 3460 nucleotides long. It is a transcript of the gene ogdh-1, whose product is annotated as 2-oxoglutarate dehydrogenase, mitochondrial. Lineage: Eukaryota; Metazoa; Nematoda; Chromadorea; Rhabditida; Rhabditidae. Gene Ontology annotation, molecular function: oxoglutarate dehydrogenase (succinyl-transferring) activity; oxidoreductase activity, acting on the aldehyde or oxo group of donors, disulfide as acceptor; thiamine pyrophosphate binding. Gene Ontology annotation, cellular component: mitochondrial matrix. The record is from RefSeq and is marked reviewed.
UAACCCGGGAAACUUGGCCCCCCAACCAUGCAUCGGGCGAGUCUUAUAUGUCGUCUUGCGUCCCCCAGUCGCAUCAAUGCCAUCAGAAAUGCUUCAUCCGGAAAGAGCCACAUUUCUGCUUCGACACUUGUUCAGCACCGCAAUCAGUCAGUGGCCGCCGCCGUCAAGCAUGAACCAUUCCUAAAUGGAUCCUCAUCCAUCUACAUUGAGCAAAUGUACGAAGCUUGGCUUCAGGAUCCAUCAUCAGUACACACUUCAUGGGAUGCGUACUUCCGCAAUGUCGAGGCCGGAGCCGGACCAGGACAAGCUUUUCAGGCUCCACCAGCAACUGCCUACGCUGGAGCUCUUGGAGUUUCACCAGCAGCUGCUCAAGUCACGACCUCAUCUGCCCCGGCCACUCGCCUCGAUACGAAUGCAUCUGUUCAAUCGAUCUCGGAUCACUUGAAAAUCCAGCUCCUCAUCCGCAGUUAUCAGACUCGUGGUCACAAUAUCGCAGAUCUCGAUCCACUCGGAAUAAACAGUGCCGAUUUGGAUGACACGAUUCCACCGGAGCUUGAACUCUCGUUCUACGGACUUGGAGAACGUGAUUUGGACCGAGAAUUCCUUCUUCCGCCCACCACUUUUAUCAGCGAAAAGAAGAGCUUGACGUUGAGAGAAAUUCUUCAGAGACUUAAGGAUAUCUAUUGCACCAGCACCGGAGUCGAAUAUAUGCAUUUGAACAAUCUCGAGCAACAAGAUUGGAUCCGCCGACGAUUCGAAGCUCCACGUGUCACCGAGCUCUCUCACGAUCAGAAGAAGGUGCUGUUCAAACGUCUGAUCCGGUCUACAAAGUUCGAAGAGUUCCUCGCCAAAAAAUGGCCAAGUGAGAAGAGAUUCGGUCUUGAGGGGUGCGAAGUUCUAAUUCCGGCAAUGAAGCAAGUCAUCGACUCAUCUUCGACACUUGGAGUCGACUCAUUCGUCAUUGGAAUGCCACAUCGUGGAAGGCUCAAUGUGCUUGCCAACGUUUGCCGUCAGCCACUGGCCACGAUUCUGUCGCAAUUCUCGACUCUCGAGCCUGCUGAUGAAGGAUCCGGAGAUGUUAAGUACCAUUUGGGAGUCUGCAUCGAACGAUUGAACAGACAAUCACAGAAGAACGUUAAAAUCGCCGUCGUCGCUAAUCCAUCUCACUUGGAAGCUGUCGAUCCAGUUGUGAUGGGAAAGGUCCGAGCUGAAGCUUUCUAUGCUGGAGAUGAGAAGUGCGAUCGGACGAUGGCUAUCCUUCUUCACGGAGAUGCUGCGUUCGCCGGUCAAGGUGUUGUGCUCGAGACGUUCAAUUUGGAUGAUCUGCCGAGUUACACGACUCACGGAGCCAUCCACAUCGUUGUGAACAAUCAAAUCGGAUUCACUACCGAUCCAAGAUCUUCUCGCUCGUCUCCAUAUUGUACAGAUGUUGGUCGUGUCGUCGGAUGCCCGAUCUUCCACGUGAACGUCGACGAUCCGGAGGCUGUAAUGCACGUGUGCAAUGUCGCCGCCGAUUGGAGGAAGACUUUCAAGAAGGACGUUAUCGUGGAUCUUGUUUGUUACCGGCGUCACGGACACAAUGAGCUCGACGAGCCGAUGUUCACUCAACCACUCAUGUACCAACGAAUCAAGCAAACGAAGACAGCACUGGAAAAGUAUCAGGAGAAGAUUCUCAACGAAGGAGUUGCAAAUGAGCAAUAUGUUAAGGAAGAACUCACAAAGUACGGGUCGAUUCUCGAGGAUGCUUAUGAGAAUGCGCAGAAGGUGACAUAUGUUCGUAACAGAGAUUGGCUCGAUUCUCCAUGGGAUGAUUUCUUCAAGAAGCGUGAUCCACUCAAGCUACCAUCAACCGGAAUCGAACAGGAGAACAUUGAACAGAUUAUUGGAAAAUUCUCGCAGUAUCCAGAAGGUUUUAAUCUUCAUCGUGGUUUGGAGAGAACACUGAAGGGGCGGCAGCAAAUGCUCAAGGAUAACUCGCUUGAUUGGGCUUGCGGAGAGGCUCUCGCGUUCGGAUCACUUUUGAAAGAAGGAAUUCACGUACGAUUGAGUGGACAAGAUGUUCAGAGAGGAACAUUCUCACAUCGACAUCAUGUUCUUCACGAUCAAAAAGUUGAUCAGAAGAUCUACAACCCACUGAAUGAUCUAUCUGAAGGACAAGGAGAAUACACAGUCUGCAAUUCAUCCCUCUCAGAGUACGCUGUUCUUGGAUUCGAACUCGGUUAUUCGAUGGUCGAUCCGAACUCUCUUGUCAUUUGGGAAGCUCAAUUCGGAGAUUUCUCCAACACAGCUCAAUGCAUCAUUGAUCAAUUCAUCUCGUCAGGACAGUCGAAAUGGAUUCGUCAAUCUGGAUUGGUGAUGCUUCUGCCUCAUGGAUACGAAGGAAUGGGACCAGAACACUCGUCGGCUCGACCGGAAAGAUUCUUGCAAAUGUGCAAUGAAGACGAUGAGAUUGAUCUUGAGAAAAUCGCGUUCGAAGGAACAUUUGAAGCUCAACAACUGCACGAUACCAAUUGGAUCGUUGCCAACUGCACAACACCAGCCAACAUCUAUCAUCUUCUCCGCCGUCAAGUAACAAUGCCAUUCCGUAAACCGGCAGUCGUCUUCUCACCAAAAUCUCUUCUCCGUCACCCGAUGGCUCGUUCUCCAGUCGAAGACUUCCAAUCUGGAUCCAAUUUCCAAAGAGUUAUUCCAGAAACUGGUGCUCCAUCUCAGAAUCCACCAGACGUGAAGCGAGUUGUCUUCUGUACUGGAAAAGUGUACUACGAUAUGGUCGCCGCCCGUAAGCACGUUGGAAAGGAGAAUGAUGUUGCACUAGUCAGAGUUGAGCAGCUCUCACCGUUCCCAUAUGAUUUGGUGCAACAAGAGUGCAGAAAGUAUCAAGGAGCCGAGAUUUUGUGGGCUCAAGAGGAGCACAAGAACAUGGGAGCCUGGUCAUUCGUGCAACCACGCAUCAACUCACUUCUCUCGAUUGACGGUCGCGCCACGAAAUACGCUGGACGUCUUCCAUCCUCAUCACCAGCUACUGGAAACAAAUUCACUCACAUGCAAGAACAAAAGGAGAUGAUGAGCAAAGUGUUUGGAGUUCCAAAAUCGAAAUUGGAAGGAUUCAAGGCCUAAAUCUCUACGAAUUGACAGAUUUUUUUUGAUAUUUUUUGCUCUUUUUUCCUGUGUCCCCAGUUCUGUUUUACUCCUUUUUUACUUUUCUGCUCGUCCUUGUACUCUUUUCUCUCGAAUUCUCACAGGCUUUAUUGAUGUUUUUUCAUUGAUUAGUAUAUAGGGUAGUGUGAAGUUUUAGGUUUAAUCUCAUCCGCCGCCCGAGUCCCCGUCCUCUUUGUGCCUCCCCGUUUUUUUCUUCUGUCAUUAUCAUUUUCCCACACGCAAUUUUAAUAUGCAUGCUCUCUCUUCCUCAUUUUCCAGUGAAGAGAGCUAAAUUUUUUGAUAUGAACGUAUUUUCCUCAAC